This is a messenger RNA of Peronospora matthiolae, 552 nucleotides long. NCBI's taxonomy places the organism in Eukaryota, Oomycota, Peronosporomycetes, Peronosporales, Peronosporaceae. The record is from the annotation of a GenBank genome assembly.
AUGUUUCGACGAGCUACAGCCAGCUCGUCACGAAGAGAACGAGUCGAAAGUUCGCUCUCAAGUUGCGCGAACGCAAAAGCGGUACGAUCGUCGAGCGAUCGUGCGUUAGGGAAUCAAAAUUAUCCCUUACAAGAUCAUGGAGCUCCUAACGCCGAGAUCGGUCAUGAGCCAGGUCAUCUUGUAACUAUUCCGUUAGACGGUUCAGUCCUUGAACAUCAACUUGAUCCGACCCUCAAGCCGGAUCAGGUGUUCCCGCCACCACCACAUCCUUUAGCGGAUUCUGGCGGUGGUCAACGCUUUCUGGUGGAGCGUAUCUUGACCCACCGCGACAUGAUUGGCGUCCGGACGAGCUACCUCGUCCGCUAUCGUGGCUAUCCACUGGCGUGGGACAGCUGGGAGCCUCGUGCCCAGCUGAUUGUUAAUGAACUUGGUCUCGUCGAGCAGUACGACGAGACCCACCCGCUGCGUUUAAAUAAGGGCCGUCGGAAAAUGACCUCCCCGAGCUCGAGUACAGGGAUUGCAAAGUGUAAAUCCCUUCGGCCAUCUCGGUAA